Messenger RNA from Antechinus flavipes (yellow-footed antechinus), 9731 nucleotides. It is a transcript of the gene EPB41L4B, whose product is annotated as erythrocyte membrane protein band 4.1 like 4B. The record is from RefSeq and is a predicted model, not a curated record. Gene Ontology annotation, molecular function: cytoskeletal protein binding. The coding region runs from base 86 to 2773 and encodes 895 amino acids. Gene Ontology annotation, cellular component: cytoskeleton. Lineage: Eukaryota; Metazoa; Chordata; Mammalia; Dasyuromorphia; Dasyuridae. The transcript has 26 exons.
CGGCAGCGGCGGCUGCCCCGGGAGUGCGGGCAGCGAGCGCGGGAGGGGGCCCAGGUGGCGGGCAGCCGUGCGGGGGCGCCCCAGGAUGCUGAGCUUCCUGCGCAGGACCUUUGGCCGGCGGUCGAUGCAGCGCUACGGGCGAGGAGCAGCUGGGCGCGCGGCCGGCGGGCUGGGAGACGAGCGGGACGGGGGUCCCCGGGGGGCCUCUUCGGCUCCCCUGCCCGCCGCCCCCGGGGGCAGUGUGUUCCCCCCCGGCGGCGGCCCCGUGCUCACCGGCGGAGCCGCGGUUCACAUCCCCGCGGCCGGAGCGGGCAAGGCGGCUCUCUAUUGCCGGGUCUUCCUGCUCGAUGGGACUGAAGUGAGCGUGGACCUGCCGAAACAUGCCAAAGGCCAGGACUUGUUUGAUCAGAUUGUAUAUCAUUUGGAUCUUGUGGAAACAGACUACUUUGGCCUCCAGUUCCUCGAUUCUUCCCAGGUCACACACUGGCUAGACCAUUCAAAACCUAUUAAAAAGCAAAUGAAAAUUGGAUCUGCUUAUGUUUUGCACUUUCGAAUUAAAUACUAUUCUUCAGAACCCAACAAUCUUCGAGAAGAGUUUACAAGGUACCUGUUUGUAUUACAACUCAGGCAUGACAUUCUUUCAGGAAAAUUAAAAUGCCCAUAUGAGACUGCUGUGGAGCUAGCUGCCCUGUGUCUUCAAGCGGAACUUGGGGAGUGUGAACUUCCGGAACACACGCCUGAGCUAGUGUCUGAGUUCCGAUUUAUUCCAAAUCAGACUGAGGCAAUGGAGUUUGAUAUCUUCCAAAAAUGGAAAGAGUGCAGGGGGAAGAGUCCUGCACAAGCUGAACUUUCCUAUUUGAACAAAGCAAAAUGGUUAGAAAUGUAUGGAGUAGACAUGCAUGUAGUUAAGGGAAGAGAUGGCUGUGAAUAUGCUCUUGGUCUAACACCAACAGGGAUAUUAAUCUUUGAAGGAGCUAACAAAAUAGGUUUAUUCUUUUGGCCCAAAAUCACUAAAAUGGAUUUUAAAAAGAGCAAAUUAACCCUUGUUGUCGUAGAAGAUGAUGAUCAGGGGCGAGAGCAAGAGCACACAUUUGUUUUCCGCUUAGAUAGCUCCAGGACCUGCAAGCACCUCUGGAAAUGUGCAGUUGAGCAUCAUGCAUUCUUCAGAUUGAGGACACCAGCAAAUAAUAAAUCUAAUAGAUCAGACUUCAUAAGACUAGGAUCACGCUUUAGGUUCAGUGGGAGAACAGAGUAUCAAGCUACUCAUGGGGCUCGGUUAAGAAGAACUAGUACCUUUGAAAGAAGACCUAGUAAACGAUACCCAUCACGGAGGCAUUCAACUUUUAAAGCAAACAACCCAGUGAAAGCAGCCCAGCUAUGCUCUAAAAAUAAUCCAGAAAUUCACAAUUACCAGAUGCAAUACCAUCCUAAUAUACAUCCUGGGCAACAACAAUGGCAUCCUCACUCUCCAAAUGUAAGUUAUCCUUUGCCCUCACCAGUGCUCAACAAUUCUAAUCUGCUGCUAUUCAACAUUGAAGAAAAUGGGGGAACCCCAUUUACCACCAAAGUACCAGGAAGACAUCACCACCAUCACCACCAUCCGCACCAGCACCAACACCAGCACCAGCACCAGCACCAACACCAACACCAACACCACUCCAAUUAUGGAAUACCAGUCCCUCUUGAAAGCAAAGAGAUGACUACCGGAAUCCCAACUCCUAGUAAACUGAGCCCAGGACCUCCCAUUCUUUACAACGAAGCUGCUGCCCACUUGAAGAAGAUGGAAAUGGAAACCUCCAAGGUAGCUUCUCCUUGGCCUGCUCUUCACAUCAACAUAAAUAAGGUAGAAGAAAAGAAAGUUCCUGAAAAAAGUCUUCAGUUCCCACUUCUGCCUUUACCUGUUCCUGAUCAACUAAAAUGCAACAUUCUAAAAGCCCAGAUAGAAACAGCUUCCAAAGCCAGUGCCCAGGUUGUGAAAGAGGAGCCGGAUUUUGCAAAUGUCAAUAAGAAAUCCACUCUUCAGGACCCUAAUGUAAGAAGCCCUGUUCCUUCUAUAAAAGUAGAAACUACUCAACCAACUACAGAAAAGCAAGAGAAGCAAGAAAUUAAACCCCCACGAGUGAGAAAAUUAACAAGACAAUACAGUUUUAACCACAGUGAUGAAGAUGACCUUCCUCCAGCCCUGGCUGCUGCCAUGGCAACAACAGCAUCAGGACCACCAGGAUCUCCAGCAUCCCAGAAAAUCAGUACACCUCAGAAGCUGGAAGGGCAAACCCAGCUAUCUCCCCGUGCAAAGAGUCCCUCUGACACAGGAGAUGUGUUUACCCUGGGACCAGGUGACCUUUUGAUGGAUUUCACAGAAGCUACACCAAUGGCAGAGUCCUCCAGUGCCAUAAAUCCUGCACACUCUCGUUGCUAUCCUCAAAUUUCUAUUCAAAUGAAAGAAGAGAAAAAUGAAGCUUGCAUGGGCCCUCCAAUCAAAACAAGGCUGAUAAAGACGUUCCCUGCUGAUCCAUCUAAUCCCUUUUUGGAUCCUUUCACAACAGCACCACAGCUAAUUGCAGACUUUGGAGAAAGCAAAUUACAGUGUAAUGCUGGAAAAUCAUCUCCAUUGACUCCAAAAGCCACUAUGAGGCCUUUGACAGACACAGUCUCAACAGUGCAAACGAUAUUUGCCCGAAAGCCUAUUUCUCUGCCAGACAGUGCUGAGACUCUACGGCAGGAACUAGAGAGAGAGAAAAUGAUGAAAAGACUGUUGAUGACUGAACUAUGAGAAUGAUUCACCCUUUGUCCAGUGGAGAAUGGAGUGGUGCCUUCUGUCAAUCUACAUUCUUCAGCUUUUGUGUGCAUCCGGCAUAACACCCCAUGACAGUGUUGUACAUUGAACUCUGCUGAAUUCUCCACCAUUGGCUGAAAUUAAUCUUUGGUUUGGCUUGACUUUGAAAGAGUCUUUACUCUUGUGUUGCUGAGGAAUACAUAUUGCAUUUUUUUUUCUUCUGAGAAUUUGGAUUUUCUACUGCAAAAUACAGCUGAGACUAGAUUUGGUAAGUCUAGGGAAAGAAAAUUGAAAAACAGGGAAAAAAUACUGAUUUCUUUUCAGAAAUCCUUCUGUACAUAUGUUAAUAGCUGCCAAAAUUAAUGUUGUGCAGAAUCCUUUGAUAUCGACAGAGAAAAAUCUGAUUUUGUAUAACUGAAAAUUUGCCCAGAGCUACUGCCGUUUGUUAAAGAAUCAUUUUUAUGGAUAUGCACCUUGAAUAUUAAUAAAGGUUGCACUAUAAAAAAUUUAGGUAAGAUCCAGAUGAGGUAUCUUUCACAGUUAUGACCAGGGAGAGUUCUUGGCCAAACAAGAAAGAGGUUACAAAACAAUUUUUUUAAACCAAAAAAAAAAAAUCAUUUUAGAGAGAAAAAUUAUCCCAACAUUUUAGCCCUGAUUUUUCAUUUAUGCACACACAAAAUAAAUAGAUCUUGUAAAAUUCUUCACAUCAAUCAUUAUCUAGAAACACGUCCAUGAAAUAAAAAGGUGUGUGUGCACAGCAUGCCUGAAAACACUUCAUUUUAACAAUUUAUCUCAUAGCUUAGGUGGAAAUAAACUGAAAAGAGUAAAUUGUUUGGCAUGGAUAAAAAUGUAAUCAUUGCACCCGCAAAUGUAGAGUCCCAUUAAAAGACCCUAUAAUUUGAAGAUAAUGCAUUAUUAGAAAGGACUGCUUGGAUUUUUCUAUAAAGGAAGAUUAUUUAUAAAACUCUGUGUUGUGGCAGGAUCUUGGACCAAUGCAACUUUCUCUUAAGAACUGUUACAGGACUUAGAGAUCAUCUGGUCUACCUACUCUUAUUUUUUGGACUAAGUAACUGAGACCCGGAAAAGCUAAGUCUGCAAGGUCACAUAGCUAGUAACCAGCAGAGCUGGGACCUGAACUCCUGUCCUGUGUCUCUAAAUCUUUCCACUAAGCUGCACUGCCCCUUAAUUUUAGGUACUGUAUGUUUAUGUCACAUAUAAUAUGCUCUCUCUCUUUUUUCCAAUUCUUAAAGCUAAAUGGUGCCAAUUUGAUACUAAUGAAACAUAUGCAGUCACACCUCAUUUAUCAGGAAGCUAUAGGAAAUGAAUCAAUAGUGCAUUAGUGACUAUUCCAGAUAAAUGAAGCUUAACCCAUUAAGUGAGGAAAUGUUCAAAUUUUAAUACUUUUUAUGGAAUUCUUUCUAAAGUCUAUUAAAUCCUUCUCUGCCUUAGGAAACAGAGAAAACUGAGCAUAAUUUAAUCUUUUUUUUAGUGACUUAAUGACUCCGAGUCAUCAUUAAAAACAUCAGUUAUUGUACUGUGAUGUACUACAGUGAUGUCCUCAGGGACUUUUUGAUGUGUGCAAAGCUUAGUUUUGCCUUUCCCUGAAUUCCCAAAGACUUCUAUGCUUUUCUUAUGAAUUGUUCGGCUGUCUCUUGACUCAUUUCUGUCAUUAAGGAAUGUUGAGAUGUUGCGAGUUGUUUUGCCUUUACCUGAACAGGAAUACCAUGUUAUGCUGCUCCAGACAGCUCUAGGUGCUAUAUAGUAUAUGAUAUAUAAAAUGUGCUCUUUUAUAAUGUGGGGAGAUGUGUCUUUGUCGAGCACUAGCUGUAAGUAUAACUUCUCCCUCGUGUCUGCCUCAGUUCUCCAUUUUCAAUUAUUUCAAUUGUUAAUAGUUCUGCUUCUUCUAUACCCUUUUCCACUUAUCAGCUGUCCAGAGUUUCUGUUGCUCACCACCAGACUCUGUAAUUAAAAUCUUCUAGGUAGAAAUGAAGUCUACCAGAGAAAAAAACAGAUAAACAACUACUGCAUGUAAAUUUGCAAGAAUUGCAGACAAAUAUGCUCUGUUCCUGAGAAGGAAAUGAGUGGAGCAAAGUGCAUGGGCUUUAAAAAUAUUGCACUCUGAUGUUUCUCUUUUUCAUAUAUUUCCCACUUAUUUCUGGGUUAAAAGCUAUUCCAGAAGAGUGUAUUUGCUGGAAGUCUGACCAUUAGAUAAGUGGGGUGCUGCUGUAUAUCUAACCAGUUUAGGAGAUUGUCAAUAGACAGCGAGAGUAUUGGAAUUACAUCUGCCACAGAGGUAGCUCUGGUUAUGUAAAUAUAACAGAUUUUUAGCACUUUUUUUUGUAUUUUUCCCAUUGCAAUUGAAGAAACAAGAUUAUUUGUGACUACAGUAUUUAGUAACAAGUACUAAAUGACAGAACAUUGUUGGGGAUUUUUUGUUGUUGUUAUUGUUUAAUCUAGUAACUUCUUAAUUUCAUGGAAUCACAGGAUCUCAGAGUUGGAAGAGAACUCAGAGAUCAUCUUGUACCAACUUGUAACUGAACAGGAAUUUCCUCUACAACCUCAUUGACAAGUGGUCAUCUAGACUCUGCUUGAAGAAUUCCAAUAAUGAGUAAUUCACUUCUCACAAAUCAGCCCAUUCCACUUUUGGACAACUCUGGUUAGGAAAUUGUUCUAUAUAUCAAGCUGAACCAAACCUUCUUCCAUCUGAUACGUCGAUUCUUCAAAUACUUUAAUGACAACUAUUCUGAGCCCUCCCCCCCCCCAAGUCUUCUCUUCUCCAGCUUAAUUAUCCUUCAACUGAUUUUCAUGUAGCAUGAUUUCCAGUCCACUCACCAUCAACAUAAUUGAAAACAAAGCACUGAAAAACAAACAAACUGAAACUAGGCACCAUUGCAAAGAAGAAAUGCUUGUUCUAUUAAAUAAAAAGUUACACAACAUAAACUCUAUGUCAAAAGAAUCCUGCCUGGCUUUCCGGUCAACUUGUUCUAAAACAUUCAAUGACCACUACUGCUUGAUCAGGAUAGACUCCACAUUCCCUGUUCCCAUAAUGACAUAGAAUGUCUUAUAUGUCAUUUUGGUAUCCUCCUUACUUCAUUGCUGAGACUUUUUAAAAAAUUAUGUUUUUUCUAACGAAAUCAAAACAAAUGAACACUGCCAGUUGAAAACGGUUCUCAACAAUAUUAUCAAACAAGGUAUGACCACACUGGAUGAAAACAGCAAUCAUCAAAAUGGCAACAUUGAUCUAAGUAUCUAAGAGUCUAUGGUAUAAAGAUGCUUUUAAGAACUAAUUUGAGAUUUCCAGGCAAGAUUAUAAAAUGAAAGACUUUUCAUAUGUCCUACACUCCCUCCCCCCAAAUCAAACAGAAAUCUGAAAGAGAAUUAAAAUGACUUUAAAAUAACAUAAGAAAAUAAUAAAAAAUCAACCAAAACUUAAACAUGAAUAAAGUACCAAAAUAAUAAAAAUUAUAUUUGCUGAAGAAAUAAUGCAAAUUUUAAAAGUUUACAAUAGUGAGAGGUAGGUCUCAAAUAGAGAAAAAAUAUAUUCAAAGAAAUUAGGAAAGAAUUAGCACUGGUAAGAAUACCACAAAUCCAAAUCAAAGAAGAAUUAAAGAAAGUCAAAUCAAAAAUUUAAACUAGAAUGAAAACAUGCUAAAAAAAAAUAUUAGGGAAUAAUGAAAAAAAUGACCAAUAUGGGGAUUUAUGAUUUCAUCAUUUUGCUCCCAAUGGCACAGAAACCAAGAAAGCCAUGCCUUCUUUUUCUUGGCAGUUCUGAUCCAUGUUCUCACAUAAAUCCUCCACAGAGAAUCCAUCCAAUAUGCUAAAGACCUAUAGGACUUCUUAUAUUUCAUAGAUAUCAGGGCAGCAAAGUCUAUUUAUGCAACCCUGACACUUGCCACAUGCUUAUGCUACAUCAGUGGAAAUAUGAUGCAACCCACUUGUACCCACCAUCCAGCCAUCCCUCUGUUGUCGUUUGGGUUACAUAUAUAAGUACAAUUCUUUGGAAGCUGUGGUGUGGUGUUCCAAGAGCUACACAACAUAACAUUCUUGGGGGGAACAUUUGUGUUAAAAAAAAAAAAACUGGAAUUUUAUGUUUGGAAGCAGCUUGGAAUCAUGAAAAAUAUUGCAAAAUUUCACAAGUUCAAUCCAACUCAUUCUCUCCUUCCAACUGUCUAGGCUCAAUUCAUCAUCUAUCCAUAGUGCCUAUUUCAAAUAUAGUACAUAUAUCUAUAUAUAUCAUAUAUCUAUAUACAUAGUAUAUAUGUACUAAUUAACUAGUUCAAUGGAUUGGCCAUCUAACUGCAUGUCAUUAGUCAUUUUUCAUCUACUUAGUCUUUAUGGAUUUUUAUGCUUCUUCAUUUUAAGUGAUUGUUGAUUCAUUCAAGAAGGUACUGUAAUGUUCUUGAGAUUGAUGAAAUCACAAAGAUAAUUCUACCCUAUAUUUUUGCUAAUAAGUGAGGCAUAAAACAGGAAGAAGGAUACUAAAGGUGUUCACAAUUAUAAUAGAGGACAUCCUGACUAUAGUUUAAAUGAAAAAGGGAUUCCUAUGGUUGGAAAAAUCAUUUAAGUGCUGCUAUUUGAGGAUGAUAUUGUGCCGAAUAUAAUAGAUGAUUUCAAGAAAUUUAUUUUAAAAAAUCAAGAAAAAACUUUACGACAAUGAAAAAUAAAAUUUUUAGAGUAAAGAGCAAUUGGAAACACAGAUUCAAAAAGUACUGAACUAUCCAAAUUAUUUAGAAAAAUAACAUUAAAAUCUAAAUGAUAGAUCUGAAAGAUAUAUAUCAUAACAAGGCAAUCUUGGGAUCAGUGACAUUCUAGAAUUUUUUUUUAAUUUGAAUACCAUAUUCUAGCAAAUCAUAUAAUCCAUAGAUUUAUAGCUGGCAUGGACCAACUAUUUGUGUCCUCAUUUGGCGUUUUCUUGGCAAAGAUCCUGUAGUGGGUUAUCAUUUUCUCCUCUAGCUCACUUGACAGAUGAGAAAAUUGAAGCAAACAGGGUUAAAUGAUUUGCUUAGGGUCACACAAUAAGUGUCUGAGGCUGGAUUUGAACACAUGAAGAGUCUUCCUGAUUCCAGAUUUGGUCCUCCAUCUACUACCGUCUAAAUGGUUGGACCUAAAAUAUUAUCUAGUUCAUGCUAAUUCAACCUCCCCAGCUUAUAAAUAAGAGAGGUGAGGCCCAAAGCUUGAAACUAAGUUGUUUGUCCAAGGUCAGAUGGUUAAUAAUUAGCAGAGCAAGUUUUAAAUCUGCUUUACUGAUUUUAAAACUUUUCUGUACUGCCUGAUCAAAGAAAAUUCAUAUAAUUGUCAAACAAAUGGGUAGAUACAAAUUGCAAGAAUUCAUAGAACCCCAAUUUGGAAGAACUCAAUAUUUAAUAUACCUAGACACAUCACAGUUAAAAAUCUAACAAUACAAUUAUAGGGGAGGGAAGAGAGAAAAAUGAAUCCCAAACUUACAGAGAAAGUGCACAAUCAAUCCUCUCACCAAAAGAUAAAAUCAGAGCAAAAUUUUCAAAGAUAUCUGGAAAAACAAGACACUUUUGAAAGUUUACAGAGUAAGGAAGUCCUUCAAAGAAUAAAGAACCCUAGAAAUUGAAACAAUAAGUAUUUAAAAGAAGUCAUACUUCUCAAAUCAAGAUCAACUAGUUGCUAACCAAAUGCAAGAAUCCUGACUAAUUCAGGAAAAAGGGGAGAGGGGUCAUGAAAGGUCUAAUCUGGAGAGGGAACAAGGAAGAAGAAAGGGUAAUCCUAAACUAAGCAAUCACUGAUAAAAUGGAAGUCCAAGUUAAAGAAAUCUAUACCAUUAAGAUAAGACAAGAACUUUCUUACUAAGCAGAGUUGUUGAAUUUUGAGGUAAUAGAUAAAAUAUAAAUAAGAAAGUAUAUAUUCUCUUCUAAUGAAAUUACUGAAAAAAAGAAAACCUGACAAUUAUAACAUUUAAUUUAAAUGGACAAAAUCUUUAAUAAGAAAAGAAGUCCUUGAAUAGUUUUUUAAAAAUCCAAAUGGAAACACAUUUAAUCCAGAAAUAUUUAGAUGAUUAUAAAUGAAAGAAAAAUAUGAUCCCAAAUUUACCAUUUACCACAAGAUCAUGAAAAGCUGAAGAUGGGGUUGAAUCUGAAUCAGAAAGCAUUAAAGAAGUUAAACAAGGAUAUUGAAUAAUCCUAGGUUUUUUUAAGAGAGUAUUUACAUUUUGCAUAUAUGUGCACCUAGUCAACAUGCAGUAAAUUGGUAAAGGAAAAACUUACAGUCUUACAAGAAGAAUAAAAUAUAUCAAUAGUGGUGGGAAAUUUUUAAUGCUUCUCCCAUUAGAACGUUUUAAGGCAUUGUGGGCAGGCCGAUACAUAUUUUGGAAUUGCAAUGUGGAAAUAUGCAAUGAGUCACAAGUAUUUUCAACCUCACUAUUAUGUUUCUAGGAUUUUAUCCCAAAAACAUCAGAAAAGAGAAAAAAAGACCUACAUGUAUUUAUAUAUAUAUAUAAUUAUUUUUUCUAAUUGCCCUAUUGGUAAUGACAAACAAAUAAGUAUAGCAAUUGGCAAAAGGCUGAAUUUAUUAUGGAGUAUUGAAAUAAUGGAAUAGUACGAUGACAUUAAAAACUGAAUAUUAAGUAUAUGGGAAAAUAUCAAAUAGUGGGGGAUGCUCAUCACAGCCAGAACUAUAGGCCCACUGGACAACUUAAUGAAAAAGAAAGAUCACAAAGUGAAUAGUAAUGGUCUUUAGAUAGACUUGAAAAGGGACACAGAGCACAAGUAUUUUUGUUUGCUUCUUGUUUGUUGAUCUCUUUGUAACUAUGUUGUUAAAAUCCUAAGGGUUUUAUGUAAGGUUUUGCUUCUUAUUUGUAUGUUUAUUUGGUUGUUUGUUUUUGUUAAUGGUUAUUAAAAUUUUAAUUAAAAAAAGAACCCACUUUGAAGAGGAAAAAAAGAAACUGUAUUUUCAGAAACUGGAAGAUUAAAAAUAUGAGUCACUAACA